Messenger RNA from Amoebophrya sp. A25, 711 nucleotides. The record is from the annotation of a GenBank genome assembly. Lineage: Eukaryota; Dinophyceae; Syndiniales; Amoebophryaceae.
GCCGAAGCUGGUCGUAAGAGUAAGUCUCGACUCAAGAGAAAAGCGGUUUCUGAUGGGUCUUGUGCGCUACAGCUCAAUGAAGCCGGAGAUCUGUUCGACAAUCCGCUACCAGGGUCAGACCAACAACACGAUGCGACAGAUCCCGACGCACAACUAGAGCCACAAGCCGAUCUCGAUGAAGACGCAGAGGACGAUGAGGAGGAUGACGAAAAGGCGAAGAAGCGAGCUGCAAGACAGCUUGUGAAGGAGAUGUCUGAUCGGAUCUCGUACGAUAGUGUGGCAGUGCUCCGAGUGCCAGUAGAUAUUCGUCAGCACAAGCUACAGCAGCGGACAAUAUUACAGCGGGACUACAGGUAUGGCAGAGGCAGAUCUACUGUCACACGCGAUCGCGAACGCAAUCGCAAGUCCUAUAGUCAAAUAAUAAGAAACAAGCUGAGGAAAAUGGGAAAAGAGAACUUGAACUUUCUAAGGACAUUUAGAAAAUUUAGAUUAUUUAGAUUUAGUUGUAGAAUUCUUGGUCUGUGCCAGUACCUGUAGCUUUGGCUGUGCUUGGGCUUCAGCGUCUACUUAUGGCAUAAGGAUAAGCAUGCGAUCACGUCCUCUAAUGCCGAUGGAGAUCCAGAGCGUUACAGUCAAUGGACGAACCAGAGCCACCGCGUUCCUGUUUCCUUAGUGAUCGCAAUCGAGGCGAAGUUCUUGACGUCAAUGGCG